AUGGCCGAGUACACCCCUGAGGCCGAGGUCGAGGCCGCCUACAACACCCUGCAGGCAACCUUCCGGUCGGGCAAGACCAAGGAGAUCGCCUGGAGAAAAUGGCAGCUGAAGCAGGUCUGGUGGAUGAUCGAGGAGAACGAGCAGCGGAUUGUCGAGGCGCUGCACAAGGACAUGAACAAGCCCGUCUUCGAGACGACCUUUACCGAGUCGAUGACCAUCAAAACCGACAUCGUCGAGCAUCUCAAAAAUAUCGACAAAUGGACCGCCGAACGGCCGACCGACACGCCCCUGGCUAUGAAGGCCGUGUUGCGCCCAACUAUCCGUCCGGAGCCUCUAGGCGUCGCGCUCAUCAUCGGGCCCUGGAACUUUCCCAUCUCGCUCGUGCUGCAGCCUAUGAUCGCGGCCAUCACUGCCGGCUGUGCCGUCAUGCUGAAGCCGUCCGAGGUCACCCAGGCGGCCCAGGCGCUCCUGGUGGACCUCAUCCCGAAGUACAUGGAUCCCAGCGCCAUCCGCAUUGUCACCGGCGGCCCGGCAGAGACCGGGAGCCUGAUUGCGCGCAAAUGGGAUCAUAUCUUCUUCACGGGGUCGGUAAAUGUUGCGCGGUAUGUGGCUGCCGCGGCUGCGAAGAACCUGACGCCCACGGUACUGGAGCUCGGAGGCCAGUGUCCGGCCAUCGUCACCAAGACGGCCGAUGUUGAGACAGCUGCUCGGCAGAUCGCCUGGGCGAAGUUUUUGAACUCGGGACAGAUUUGUCUGACUGUUAACCAUGUCUUUGCGCAUCCGGAUGUCGAGAAGAAGCUCAUCGAGCGGAUGACCUUCUACUUCAAUGAGUUCAAGAAGGGCAAGACGUCGGAGAUGACGCAUAUCGUGAACGACAAGAACUUUGAACGGUUGAAGGCGCUUCUAGAGAAGACUGACGGGAAGGUCGAGUGUGGCGGCGAGUUAGAUGCGUCGACUCGGUGUAUUAAUCCGUCUGUCGUCAGCAACGUGACCAUGAAAGUUAUCUCGUCCACCAUCUCCGGCGGCGUCACCGUCAACGGCGUGCUGAUCCAUGCCGCUGUCCCCGGCGCCCCGUUCGGCGGUGUUGGGGAUUCCGGCCAUGGAUCCUAUCACGGUGACUACGGAUUCCGUAGCUUCUCGCAUAUGCGUGUUAUUGCCCGGCCGACGUCGGUCUUCUCCAAGGUCUCCUCGUUCCUGCUUCCCCCUUACUCACCUGACCGGGUCAAAUGGUUUGCGGUUCGCAACAGUCUUGGGAUCAAACGCAACUGGACCUUAGAGGAUGAGAGACGCGAGUGCAGCAAGGGCGUUAUCUGGAAGUCAGCGAGUCGCGUCCUAAAACUGCUAGUGGUGAUCAUUACCCUAGGACUGGUUGAUUCGAAGCUGCAGGGCCGACUUGGUCUGCUGAAUGCUUUUAACAAUUUGAUUGGUCUUCUGAAGGGCAAAUAG
Molecule: messenger RNA, 1446 nt
Organism: Aspergillus terreus NIH2624
Lineage: Eukaryota; Fungi; Ascomycota; Eurotiomycetes; Eurotiales; Aspergillaceae
Exons: 2
Coding region: 1-1446 (481 amino acids)
Biological process (GO): aldehyde metabolic process
Cellular component (GO): cytoplasm
Molecular function (GO): aldehyde dehydrogenase (NAD+) activity
Source: RefSeq, a predicted model, not a curated record